Glycine soja is the source of this 1964-nucleotide messenger RNA. RefSeq names its product FHA domain-containing protein At4g14490-like. The transcript has a single exon. Gene Ontology annotation, molecular function: protein binding; mRNA binding. The record is from RefSeq and is a predicted model, not a curated record. The coding region runs from base 79 to 1527 and encodes 482 amino acids. NCBI's taxonomy places the organism in Eukaryota, Viridiplantae, Streptophyta, Magnoliopsida, Fabales, Fabaceae.
CCAUUUUCAAUUUUGCGUGGGCGUCCUCAUCUUAUAUUCGCAACGGUAACCUCACUCACUUUCUUUCUCUUCUCCAAAAUGGAAGAACAAGAAGAAGAAGCUCCCACUCUGCGACUCGAGAUUCUGCAAGGCCCUCGCGGGGGCGAAACCCUAGAAUUCAAACCCGGCGCCGCCGUCCGAAUCGGCCGCGUCGUUAAAGGCAACACUCUCCCAAUCAAGGACCUCGGAAUCUCCUCCAAGCACCUCACGAUCUCAACGGAAUCCAACAAAUGGACCCUCCGCGAUUUGGAUUCCUCAAACGGCACCGUUUUGGACGGAUCCCAAAUCCCUCCCCACACCCCCUUCACGCUUCAACAUGACUCCAUUAUUAAGAUCGGAGAACUCACAUCCAUCCACGUCAUCUUCGCCCCUCGCGAACAACAACAACAACAAGAACUCGCGGUUCUGCCGCGACGGAACCCCACGCGCCGCGGUCGGACCGAACCGGCUCCAACUGAAUCGGUUCCGCCACGCGGACGCGGUAGACCUAGGGGUUUGAAGAGUAAGGUUCAGAUUCAGAUUCAGAGCGUUGAGGAAAAUGAUGCGAGUGUGGUGGACGCGGAAUCUGAGCGCGUGGGUCCGCCUUCUAGGGUAACGAGGAAGACGAACAGAGGAAGGAGCGUGGUUAAGGAGGAUUGGAGUGUUGUUGUUGAGAAUUUGGAUGCUCCGGAGGGUAAGACUCAGAGCGUUGAGGAGAAGAACGCGAGUGUGGUGGAGGCGGAAGGUGAGGGCGUCGGUCCGCCUGCUAGGGUAACGAGGAAGGUGAACAGAGGAAGGAGUGUGGUUAGGGUUUGCGACGAUGAUGAUGUUCCGGUGGAGAAGGUAGAGGAGCCGAAGAGUACGAGGAAUUUGAGUCUGAUUGUGAUUUCUGAUUCCAGCGUUGGGAAUUCGGAUGCUCCGUUGGUAGAGGAGCCGAAGAAGACGCGCAUGAUGCGAAAUUCGAAGAAGGUGCCUGGGGUGACUACUGGGAAUGUGGAGAAGAAGACGAAGAGGGGUGUUGCUGAAAAGAGAGAAUUGGAGGAAGAAGGCGAAGAUUUGAAUGGUGUGAAGGAGACUUGUGAUGGAAGAAAAGAGGGGAAUUUGCCUAAUUUGAAACGGAGAAGGAGGGGUGCUACCGAGAAAAGAGAAUUGGAGAAAGAGGGUGAAGAUGGGAAUGUUGUGAAAGAGGCUUGUGAUGGGAGAGAAGAGGGGAAUUUGAAUGGAGAUGAUAGGAAUUGGCAUGAUUUGAAAGGGAGAGAGAGGGAAUUGGAGAAGGAGGGUGUAGAAGGGAAUAGUGUGAAAGAGGCUUGUCAUGAGAAUUGGCCUGAUUUGAAUAAGAUGACUCUUGGUGAGUGGUUUGAUUUCUUGGAGGUUUACAUGCCGAAACAGAUCAUAGAUGAGACUGAAGAGAUGAUUGACUCGAUGACCCAAAAAGCUGAGAGACUCCGUGAGUACAUUGUAGAGAUGCAACAACAGAAUGGCAAGGCCAAAAUGCCAAUGGAGGAAUAGGCCAAAAUGCUGAUUUUAUUAGUUUCUUUCACUUGCUUUGAUUGUAAGCAUGCUGACAUAGGGCAUGGUCUUCAUAAAUUUAGUUCCUACUCGCAGGGAAUGAUGUAUUAGUUUGCUAGGUGGUUAAUGUUUUUUCUAUUCUUAGAUGAGGGUUGAGGACUUGUACUGCAUAAUCUGUGCAUUGGGUCGAAGGUCUUACUUGUGUGGUGUAGUGUUUUAGGAAGUUGCUUUCCUUGAACGAGCUUCUCCAAAAAAGAUUAUAGGGUUGAAAUGCUAUUUCUUGGCAAGAGUGAGAUCCUUAUAUUCAGUAUGUAUUCAGCAGUCACGUAUACUAUGCUAUGAGAAAUAUGCAAAUUGCAUUUGUCAUUUGUGCCUCACAGCUCAGUCUAUAGUUAUGUUUAUGUGGACAAUUAAGUGAACUUUGAAUUUUGUCCCCC